CACCAUUGCACCCUAAGGCCACUGAAAACAGAAAAGAAAAACGUGUUAGCGCAAUUUCUAAAUCUCCACAGUCUGGAGAGCUUUAAGAGCUGCAACCGUCCAGGAGAGGUGGUAGUGUUUCAAGCGUGCUGCCCAGAUAACUCGGUGGAAUAAAAUCGGGGAGUUGAGCAGACUAGAAAAAACGUGACUUUUCAGUCUUAAGGGGGCGUGUCCACUUCAGGAAGGGAGUUAAAGCAAAAAGAGAACCGAGGAGAUAAGCGAAGGAGAGGGAACGUAAAGAAUCAUGGAAUGUGGGUGCGGUGGGUGGGAAACGGAUUCCAGCACACCAAAAGAGCAGAUAAACGAGUUGAGCAGAAUUCGGAGGCAUCCGGCGGGCACUAGACCCGCGACCCUGCAGGAAGUGGGAAGAGCGAGCGGGCACUACAAGUCCCAGAAGGCCCCGCUUCCUGGAGCCCGCGCGGUGCCGCGCAACGCCCGCUGGGAACCGGCCCGAGCCGCCAAGAUGUCGCAGCCCAAGAAAAGAAAGCUUGAGUCGGGGGGCGGCGGCGGAGGAGGGGAGGGAACUGAAGAGGAAGAUGGCGGAGAGCAGGAGGCGGCCGUGCCGCGACCCCGGAGGACCAGAAGGGAGCGGGACCGGCUGUACUACGAGUGCUACUCGGACGUCUCGGUCCACGAGGAGAUGAUUGCGGACCGCGUCCGCACCGAUGCCUACCGUCUGGGCAUCUUGCGGAACAGGGCAGCGCUGCGGGGCAAGACGGUGCUGGACGUGGGCGCGGGCACCGGCAUUCUUAGCAUCUUCUGCGCCCAGGCCGGGGCCCGGUGCGUGUAUGCGGUGGAGGCCAGCGCCAUCUGGCAACAGGCCCGGGAGGUGGUGCGGCUCAACGGGCUGGAGGACCGGGUGCACGUCCUGCCGGGGCCAGUGGAGACGGUGGAGUUACCGGAGCAGGUGGAUGCCAUCGUGAGCGAGUGGAUGGGCUACGGACUCCUGCACGAGUCUAUGCUGAGCUCUGUGCUCCACGCGCGGACCAAGUGGCUGAAGGAGGGCGGUCUUCUCCUACCGGCCUCCGCGGAGCUCUUCGUGGCGCCCAUCAGCGACCAGAUGCUGGAGUUGCGCCUAGACUUCUGGAGCCAGGUGAAGCAGCUCUACGGCGUGGACAUGAGCUGCCUGGAGGGCUUCGCCACGCGCUGCCUCAUGGGCCACUCGGAAAUCGUGGUGCAGGGCCUGUCGGGCGAGGAUGUGCUGGCCCGGCCGCAGCGCUUUGCUCAACUGGAGCUGGCCCGCGCCGGCCUGGAGCAGGAGCUGGAGGCCGGGGUGGGCGGGCGCUUCCGCUUCAGCUGCUAUGGCUCGGCGCCCUUGCAUGGCUUUGCCAUCUGGUUCCAGGUGACCUUCCCCGGAGGGGACUCGGAGAAGCCCCUGGUGCUGUCCACCUCGCCUUUUCACCCGGUCACGCACUGGAAGCAGGCACUCCUCUACCUGAACGAGCCUGUGCAGGUGGAGCAGGAUACGGACAUUUCCGGGGAGAUCACGCUGCUGCCCUCCCGGGACAACCACCGGCUCCUGCGCGUGCUGCUGCGCUACAAAGUGGGCGACCAGGAGGAAAAGACCAAAGACUUUGCCAUGGAGGACUGAAUGUUGCCUUUUCUCCCAGCUACCUCCCGAGGCGGCCAGACCUGCGUGGGAGAGGCGGGGGGCGGGGGGGUCGAAGGGGACAGGGAGAUCCCACGUGCAAGUAGGGGGAAAUAUCCUCUGUCUCCCUUAUUCCCUCGUGGCUCCUGGGGAGGGAGAGUGACUUCAGCCUCCCUUCGAGGAGCUUCUCCUGGCGGUAUUUAAUUAAAAAGUAAUCCCGAUCUCCCCCAAGACGGAAACAGCGUGUUUAUUAAUGGGCUUUUAAGUCUCAAAAGCGUGUGGUACCAAGCACUUGUAUUUCUAUUUCUUUUGUUUCACGGAAGAAAAUUUCAGUGUGUGAAGGCUCCAUGUACAUCCCUGACACCUCACACCUUAGCCAAAGCUGAAACCAGGGAGAAGGGUAAAAGGGUUUAGUUAGACUCCAUAAAUUUCCAAUAUGACUUGAAUAUCUCUCCAGAGCCAUAUUCUCUCCUUUGAAUGCCCUCCCUUCCCAGGUGCCUCUAGGCUGCUGCUUCCUCACUGUUUUUAAAAAAAACCUUACUGCUGAUAUGAGAGGGAGGAGGAUGAGGAAGCAAUUUGUUCUCGUUACACUUACUGCUUCUGUAGGGUGCUUAAGUUGGUGAACACAUUAUUCCAUUGAGUAAUAAAGAUUUUGUAUAUAAUUAUACAACAUACCUAAGAAAUCUAGAAAGUGUAUUAAGGAGAAAAAGACCUGAAAGACAGUGAAGUAGUAUGAAUUUUUUAUUCUUAUCUUUAUUAAGGUUUAACCAAGAAAAUGUUUCAUGUAUGUUCCAUAAUAAAUUUUUGUGUGGUUCUUAUGAAACAGAUAGAAGAGGCUUCUGAACCUGACCCAAGGGCUUAUUCAUCGCCACGGGUAAAUUAUUUAAGCUCACUAAAUUAAGGAAAAUAUUUUCCCAGCUGGAAAAAUACACUCAUUCUCAUUUAAACUCCCUCAUUUAGAGGAAUCAUGUGACUUGGCCUAUUUACAUCAAGUGGAAGUUCCUUUUUUAGUGUUGAGUGUGUUGUUUUUUUUCUUUUUCCCUCAGCCAAUAUGAAAGUUAUGAAUUUAGGAAAAUCAUUUGUAAUGACGUGUGAGUCAUGUUAUCAAAUUUAUUUCACUGACGUUUCUCUCCUUAUCCCCGUGGCAAAUAAAACAUUGGCAUUCUCUCUAUUUUUAUA
This is a messenger RNA of Ceratotherium simum simum (southern white rhinoceros), 2806 nucleotides long. RefSeq names its product protein arginine methyltransferase 6 (gene PRMT6). Gene Ontology annotation, molecular function: protein-arginine N-methyltransferase activity; histone methyltransferase activity. Lineage: Eukaryota; Metazoa; Chordata; Mammalia; Perissodactyla; Rhinocerotidae. Gene Ontology annotation, biological process: chromatin remodeling; peptidyl-arginine methylation, to asymmetrical-dimethyl arginine. The record is from RefSeq and is a predicted model, not a curated record.